AUGUUCAAUGCGCUGAACCGCUUCAUGUCCCGCCUGGACGGGCAGCAACCGACCCAUCAGAGCAACAACCAGGGAUCCUUCGGCUUCCAGGUCCUGCGGAAUACCAACCUCGAACUCAACAUUGAGCCGUGGUUCGACUUCAUCAUCGGUAUCAACGGCCGUCCUAUUGACAACCCCGACCCCCGCCUCUUCGCCCAAGAAAUCCGCAACUGCGCAGGCGGCACCGUCCUCCUCGGUCUCUGGUCCGCCAAAGGCCAGCGCACGCGCGAGCUGCACGCCCUAGUCCCCCAUGACACCGCCUCCCUCGGCCUCUCCCUGCAAUGGACGCCCCUCGCUGUCGCCGCCAACAUCUGGCACGUCCUCGACGUCGCCGCCAACUCGCCUGCUGACGGGGCCGGCCUGCUGCCGUAUGGUGACUACAUUCUCGGCAGCCCCGAGGGCGCGCUGCACGGCGAAGGCGGGCUCAGCGAGCUCGUUGAAGACCACAUCGGCCGCCCCCUGAGGCUGUACGUGUACAACAACGAAUACGACGUCACGCGCGAGGUGACGAUCCAGCCGAGCCGGGAGUGGGGUGGCGAGGGGGCUCUCGGUUGCGUCCUGGGCUACGGCGCGCUGCACAGACUGCCGGCGCCAUUAAACGAGCCCGUGCAUGCGCCGGGGGAGAUGAUGUUUGACGGAGAGAAAGACCCGGCUACUGCGCUGUACGGAGCUGCUGCUGCGGGAGGCGACGCGCAGCAGAGUCUGUUCGUGCCGGCCGAUGCCGCCGGUGUCGGUGCGGGUGCGCCGCCGUCAGGGGGCGACUUCUUGGUGCCUGCGCAGAUGGUCGACGCGGGCGGGGCGCCGCCGCCGCCUCCUGCGGGUACGGCGACGACGAGAAAGAAGAAGGAGAGGCACCACGGCGGGAACAACUUCAUGGACGACUACUUCAAGGAAGAGGAGAAGAAGAGCAGGGAGGCGGAUAACGCGCCGAGCGGGAGAGGGACGCCGGUCGCGCCGCCUCCAAAGAUGGGGGGCCCUCCGCCGCCACCAAGGGCGGGCUCCACGGGGCCGCCGACGGAGGAGCUGGCCGCGGCUGACGGGGCCGAGUGA
Molecule: messenger RNA, 1089 nt
Organism: Colletotrichum spaethianum
Lineage: Eukaryota; Fungi; Ascomycota; Sordariomycetes; Glomerellales; Glomerellaceae
Exons: 2
Coding region: 1-1089 (362 amino acids)
Biological process (GO): Golgi organization
Cellular component (GO): Golgi apparatus
Molecular function (GO): protein binding
Source: RefSeq, a predicted model, not a curated record